Messenger RNA from Capronia epimyces CBS 606.96, 318 nucleotides. RefSeq lists its product as uncharacterized. Bases 1 to 318 code for a protein of 105 amino acids. NCBI's taxonomy places the organism in Eukaryota, Fungi, Ascomycota, Eurotiomycetes, Chaetothyriales, Herpotrichiellaceae. The transcript has 2 exons. The record is from RefSeq and is a predicted model, not a curated record.
AUGCAGAAUACUCUCACUACCAUUCUCUGGCUCUACGUGGCUAGUCUGUCCUCCGCUGCCCCUCUCGGAGAUGGGACUAUCACAAUCAACAACAAUGCUAUCGGCUAUGGUACUGGGGGAGGCAUCGUGGGACUCAUUGUCCUGAUCCUUGAUAUUCUCGCCAUUGUCGAGCUCAUACAAUCCAAUCGUCCAGUCAGCCAUAAGCUUCUCUGGGCCCUCGUGGUCCUCGUCUUCCCCUUUAUCGGGAUGCUCCUCUACUUUUUCUUUUCCAACCGACAAGCUCAUAAGAGCGGUUCAUCCUACGAACCUCUUCCUUAG